Messenger RNA from Xenopus laevis (African clawed frog), 769 nucleotides. RefSeq names its product ankyrin repeat domain 37 L homeolog (gene ankrd37.L). NCBI's taxonomy places the organism in Eukaryota, Metazoa, Chordata, Amphibia, Anura, Pipidae. The record is from RefSeq and is marked provisional. The transcript has 5 exons. Bases 110 to 601 code for a protein of 163 amino acids. Gene Ontology annotation, cellular component: cytoplasm.
CGCUGUCGGGCAAGCUGGAGCAGUCACGCUGGUUGUGAGUGCCGAGCCUGUCUGGAGCGGGGGAUCAGCUGCGCCUCAGACUCAUUUACUGUUGGAGCUUUGGGAGAAGAUGCAGCCGCUGUGUGACUCUGACUGUGAUGGCCUAAGUGCACUGAUGGAAUGUGGAGGUGCCGUGAACUCCCCCGGAGACACAAUGGGACAGUCCCCUGCACAUCUAGCAGCAUGUGGGGGACAGGCUUUUUUCCUGCUUUGGCAGCUGCACACUGGAGUGGAUGUAAAUCAGCAGGACUGCUUUGGAGAAGCUCCUAUUCAUAAAGCUGCUCGCUCAGGAAGCAUGGAGUGUCUGAGCCUGCUGGUCGCUAGUGAUGCCAGAAUAGAUAUGUGUAACAGAGAUGGGCACACGGCAGAAGAAGUGGCUUUGUCCUGUGGGUUUAUAGACUGUGCGAGGUAUCUCGCUACAGUGAAGCUCACGCAAGACACAUUUUCCCGAGCGCAGUCGUCCAUGCAUGAUCUGAAGGAGACAGCCGCCCAAUUAAAACGAGGGAAAUGUUGUCAGUCAGUUUCGCAUGGCAAGAGGCGGCGCUCUGAUGGUUUUGUCUAGUCGCACUGUUAAUUGAAGAUUGGGGAGAUGAUCACCAAUUGUGAUUCAACAGUCGCUUGAUGGCUUACAUUAAGCUGGACAAUGGACCUUUCUUGUGGAAAGAACAUGUAUAUAGUAAAGGCACUGCUUAUAUAAGCUUUUUAUAUUGUAAUAAAUCUCUUUUUCUAA